AUGUGCGAGUUGAUUCUUCAGGUCUGGAGCCUGCAGGCGCAAAUGCGCCGUGGGCAGCCCGAUGCGCAUGUCCCGGAUCUGUUUGUUCUGGUUCACGGCAUGCUCUUCACCAACAUCCAAAAGAAUGACUUCCAGCCUUCACUCGCUCGCCUUCUCGAGAGGCUGACCAUCAACGGCGCUGAGGAGCGCGCCGAAUUCUGGUGCCUCCUUGCGCGCAAGGUCUGGGAGCGCAGCUACGGGAAGAGCGGCAAGGAUCGCCGCCCCGAGCUCGAAAUCCUAGAUGCGCAUGAGGCGAAGGCGGUGCUCGAGGAUGGUCGUGUUGAGGACAAGGAGGAGGCUGCCAACCAUCAGAUGGUGGACGGCCAGUUGUGGACACACUUCUUUCGUGGCGUUGUCGAGCUGUCGGAGCAGACUCGGGGGCUGAUGUGGACGGAUGACGAGUCCAAGUCCGAGCAGGUGAAGGAGCUCAAGGCUCACCGCAAGCGGCUGGAAAGCAUUCUUUCUGUGCACCACCACACUCGUGUCCCUCAUCAAAUCUCAUACAACCCAUUUGACGCGUCUCAUCGGGCUGCUGAGGUGUCCAAUCUCGCGGACGUACUGAAUCCCUCCACCCGCAUCGCCAACGUGUCAUACCUCACUACGGGUGCGUUCUCCUCCAACCCCACACCCCAUAAUGCGUCUCUCACAUCCAUGGCCUCAUCUACCACCUCCUCAGCUCUUCCCCCCGCGUAUCACGCACGCAACUCACCCUCGGCGACGCGCUUUUCGAUCGUGACGCCGGCUGAGUCGGCGUCCGUGGCCGGCGCGCUGCGCGGGAGCUUAAAGGCGGGCAAGAAGCUCUUGGAAGAGGAGAAGCAGCGCGCCGAGGACGAACGGCGCCGCCACAACAUCGUGGAUGUGCAGCGCUCGCAUGCGACGUGGCGGUGCGCGGAGGCGAGGGCUGAGAUGGAGAGGUUGCAACGGGAGCUAGAGAGGUCGCAGCAGGAGAUGGAGUGCAUGAAGAACAGCCGUAACGCGCACGACAAUGCGGAGGUACUGGAAGACGCGAAGGAGGAGGCAGAGCGCGCGCAAAAGGAAGCAGAGGAGGCGCUCGCGGAGGUGAAGCGCCUGGAUGCGGAGCUCGAGCGGGCGAGGGAGGCGUCAGCGAAGACGAGUGACGCCAAGGAUGGGAAGCACGGCGACAAGGACGGUAAGGAGACGAAGAAGCUUGAAGCGGCACGGAAGGAGUUGACGAAAAUGAAGAAGGAGCUGAAGCAGGUGAAGAAGGAACAUGAGCAGGCGAGGAAGGACGGCGAGGGGAAGGGCGCGAGCAAGCUGAAGAAGCUGGAGGGGGAGCUCAAGCCCAGCAAGGACACCCGCGAUCGCGCUCUACGCGACCUCGAGACUACGCGCAACGAUCUUGACACCGCUCGCAAGGACCUCGACGCCACCUGCAAGGAGCUCACCACAACUCGCAAGGACCUCGAGAUCGCCCAGGGCGAAGCCGAAGGCGCACAUCUCCUCGCCUCGCAGGCCGUCGGCAAUGCGCACAACGUGGUGAAGAUGCAGGAGGAGGUCUGGGGGCUGCAGGAGCAGCUGGCGAAGUUGAAGAAGGAGAGGUCGCAGGCGAAGAAUACGCAGGAGGAGCUGGAGUCGAGGGUGCGAGAGCGGGAGGAGUCAAUCAAGGAGCGCGAUGAGAUGAUCAAGGAGCACAAGGAGAUGACCAAGGAGCUCGAGGGCAAGUUGCGUGACGCGGAGACGCAGGCGGCGGAGGUCAAGGCGUCCGCGGAGAGGGCGGCCCAAAAGGAGAAGCAGUUGGCCCGGACACGGACGGAGGCGGACAAGCUGCAGCGCGCCAACGAGCGGGGGCGGAUGGGCAUGGGGGCACUGACGAAGUAG
Messenger RNA from Schizophyllum commune H4-8, 1878 nucleotides. RefSeq lists its product as uncharacterized. The transcript is spliced from 4 exons. NCBI's taxonomy places the organism in Eukaryota, Fungi, Basidiomycota, Agaricomycetes, Agaricales, Schizophyllaceae. The coding region runs from base 1 to 1878 and encodes 625 amino acids. The record is from RefSeq and is a predicted model, not a curated record.